Molecule: messenger RNA, 3270 nt
Organism: Astyanax mexicanus (Mexican tetra)
Lineage: Eukaryota; Metazoa; Chordata; Actinopteri; Characiformes; Acestrorhamphidae
Exons: 5
Coding region: 352-927 (191 amino acids)
Source: RefSeq, a predicted model, not a curated record
AUAGGUGAGUAAUGGUGCCAUGGCAACAGGCUGCGGCCUCCAGCUGGGCUGACCACGGUGCAGUGGGCUGUGGAGACAUGCUAAAUGACUCCAGCACAGGACACUUCACAUACACUACUACACGCUACACACACACGGGAUGGACCGAUUCAGACUCAUUCAGACAUACACUGCACAUCCUUAUGGAAUGCUAUUACACUGAUGAUACAUCAGUAAUCAAAAUUCUUCAAUGAAACUUUUUUUCUAAAUCUUUGGAAUUCUACAAGCGUCCUGGAUUAUUAUAAAUUCCUAUUCAAUUCCUAAAUUCCACAAUAUUCCUCAUCUCCCCUCUGCUAACACUGGACAGCAGCCAUGCAUAAAGCCUAUCAGCCGCUCAAACCCGCCACUAAUAAGUACCUGCAGAAGAAAUGGGACCAGACACGCUUUGAGAUGCAUCGUCAGAAGGUGAAGGACGCCAAGCCUAUAGUGAACACCAAGGGUAUGCAGACACCCAGUCAUGUCCAGAUGAAGCUGAAGAAAGUACAGGUUCAGGACGAGAGGCAGGCCAUUAUAGACAGAGAUAAUCAGCUGCUGGCGUCCAGGCUGACUGGGAUCGAGCGCUCUAAAGGGCUCGUAGACCACAGGAAUGACUAUCCGGAGCGCAGUCUGAAUUCUGAGAGGAGGAGGAAGGAGCUUCAGCAGGUGACACAUGAGAACCUGGCCAUCUACCAUCGAAUCACAGCGCGGGAAUCUGAGUACAGGCGGGGUCUGUGGGAGGAUAACUGGGAGAGGGUGGAGAGAAGACGAGACGAUAUUGCACGCUAUCCACGAGGAGUGGCCAAUAUACAGAAAUCCAGUAAGAAUGUGAAGUUUUCAGGAGGAACACCAGACCAGAGUCGGAGCUCCUCCAGCAGAACAGAAGAUGAUGUCUCUACAGAAGAAGAUUAAUUACACUAAUAUUCUAGAUUUCUCCACAUUAAAAAAACAAACCAAAACCCUGGAAAAAAAUGGUGUUUACAUGCAGUUCAUAAUCUGAUCACUUCUGAGGAAAAGAUUCUCCAACAGGAAUUAAGUCUAGUCAAGACUAAACCACAUCCUCCAUUGUAAGGGAAAUAUAAUCAAUGACAAGGCCUUAUUUCUGUCUAGGAUAUUGACCGGCGUAUUUUAGUGAUCUAUAGUGCACCAGUCAAUUGUGUCGCUUGAAACACGCAAAAGGUGCGCCAACAGCUCAUUUAAUGCAACAGCAAUGUUAUUUUAUUCUUUAUUCUGUUUAUUGUUGAGUUAAAAGCUGUAUUUGUGUGCUGCAGUGCAUUUAUUUAUGUGUGUAACAAGCAGGGGUGUACACACACUGAGUGCACACAAUGCACACGGCACUCCUGCGUGGCUAAGAGAGGAUUUGGCAGCUGACUGCUGACUCUUGUCAGGGUUUAAAUUGGUCAGUGGCGCACCUGUAUUUUCUGCUGCCAAAAUUGCAACACUGCACGCAACAGAAAUGUAUCUGCACACACCUCACUUAUAGAUCACCACGCCCGUCAGUGUAAAUAUAUUCUGAAACUGCAACACUAUUUUAACGGCGUGGGCACAGGGCAUGAAAAUGAACUGUUGACGGGGUGUAACAUACCAACGGCUUGCGCAGGGUGUGCAAUAAGGCCCAAUGUGCUUACAUGAACUUGGGUAAUCAGAUAAAAGAAAAACUCAGAGUUUAUAUGAGCCAGACAAUAAAACGUGUUUUUCUUUACAACCAACCAAUAAACUUACAGAAAACCCCAAAACCCAUCAAGUGUUUAAAAAGUGUUGAAUGUUACUUUGAUUAUUUCUGGUACCAUGAUCUGAAAUCCACACAUACGCAGACUGAGCAAUACAAGAAUACUUUAAACUGAGAGUAAACAUGCACUAGUAGAUAUAAAUAAUGAUCUAAUCCAGCACUCUUUUCCAAUUUUUUCAAUCUGUUCUUAGAAAGUUCUUAGAAAGUUUUGAGUUGACAUGGCUUAUUGAAUGAAUAGAAAACUGCAGUAAUCCGAUUAUGAGGUAACUGUAAUUGAUAACACUCCUAUUUACACUGGUCCCUGCAAACAAAUCUGCUGGUCAUCUGGAAAUAACAUACCCUCUGCUGGUUGGCUAGAUCUUUAACUAGCUCUUGGUCAACGUAUGGUAUGUUUUCUCUAGAUGACCAGUUAAAUUUGAGCUGGAUUUUUUAACAGAGAUGCUUUUCACUUGCAUCUUCAUUCCAGUGGUUCUCAGACCAGUCAUUUGGUAACUCCAGAUGAUUCACAUGUUUGGGUGGGAUUGGAGAAAAUAUUUACAUUAUCUGUACGUUCCUGAGAAAUAGUUUAGGAAUCAAUGCUUUAGAUGUUAAAUAAAAAAGAAAUUAAAUCCUGAUGUGUGUAAACUGCACUGAGUUGCUUCACCACUGGAUGGCAGCAUGAUUCUCUGCAAUAACGGGACCCUGCUCAGUGCACAGGAGCAGCCUUGGGCUAUCAGAUCUCUUUUAAUUAAAACAGCUGGGAAAGGCAGGUAAUAAAAUAAAGUUUAAAAAGUACCUGAAGGUCUUUCUGAUGCUGAGACUUGAAAUGACCGAAAGUGAACCGUGGUAAUAAAUGGCCACAGAGCUGUGUGUAGUACGUGCUCUAAUUUCAUCUAUGCAUGAGUAUUGAUCUCAACAUUUCAGCGAGGUUUGAUGGGGGAUGUCAUAAAUGGGUCUUGUUAUGCCACAAAUUCAUGUUACUGCGUCCCUUAGGCCUAAAGGGUCUACUGGCACUUCAUUUAUUCCCUUUUUUGAUGUUGCAUGAAAAAAUCAAAAAGAUCUGUGUCUGUAUCAUUUAUUUUCAGUAAGAAAUAUAUUAAUAAAAUAUAAAGUGGUUAGUUUGUGGGCAAUAAGACUGCACAGUAGUAUACUGUAAAUGUGCACCUGCACAAUAGUUACAUAGCAGGAAGUGGUCAUGUCGACCAAAUACUAUACACUAUACACAUGUCAAAUCUAGCUGGAUACUAAUGGAAAAUUGGUACUACUUUAUUAAUGGUUGUUAUUUAGCUUAUACAGCUCUAGAAAAAAAUAAGAGACCACUUAAAAAUGAUGAGUUUCUUUGAUUUUACCAAAUUGAAAACCUCUGGAUUAUAAUCAAUAGAAAGAUGGAUGAUCACAAGUCACCAAACCAAGCUGAACUGCUUGAAUUUUGCACCAGGAGGGGCAUAAUGUUAUCCAAAAGCAGUGUGUAAGACUGGUGGAGGAGAACAUGCCAAGAUGCAUGAAAACUGUGACCAAAAACCAGGGUUAUUCCACCAAAUAUUGAU